CUUCGACCCUAGAGAACAACACCUCCUCAGCUCACACAGCCCUACCUAGACGCCCGUUACCAUGCCCUUUACAGCGGACAAAGACCUCAAGCUAGCCUUCACACCGAACCUCAUCCCAGCCAAGGUUCACUCGGCCUUGCCUGAAGACCUUCACCUCCGACCCCUCGCCCAAGACGACUACUCACGAGGCCACCUUGACGUGCUGCGCGUCCUCACUUCGGCACCAGAUGUCGGCUCAUCAGCAUGGUCAGAGCGCUUCGAUCUCAUGGCCUCACAUCCUGACCACUACUAUCCUAUCGUCAUCGUCUCCAAGUCCACCGACCGCGUCGUUGCCCUUGGAACGCUUUUCGUCGAGUUCAAGUUCCUGCGCGGCAAUGCAAAGGCGGGUCACAUCGAGGACAUCGCAGUGAGCAAGGAAGCGCAGGGCAAGGGACUAGGCAAGAGGGUCAUUGAGGCUUUGACGGGGGUGAGCGAGGGACUGGGAUGCUACAAGACGUUCUUGGAUUGUAGUGAGGAGAACAAGGGCUUCUAUGAGAGGUGUGGAUACGAGUUCAAGGGGGUGCAGAUGUCAAAGUACGCUCCCUCCAGCUGAGAAGACGGAUAGAGCAAUGCGAACAAAGUCAUGCAAACGCAAAGGCGCCGAGUGACUCGUGUGAGAGAGAUGGCGGGGCUGCAGAUGCUGCGGUGUUAAGACAAAAGGUUGCGGUGAUGAGCAUCGUUGCCGCCUCACUGAUCUUCAAGCCACUUGGAAUUGUACUACUUGCAAAG
Jaminaea rosea is the source of this 768-nucleotide messenger RNA. Its product is annotated as acyl-CoA N-acyltransferase. Gene Ontology annotation, molecular function: monosaccharide binding; glucosamine 6-phosphate N-acetyltransferase activity. The record is from RefSeq and is a predicted model, not a curated record. Gene Ontology annotation, cellular component: endoplasmic reticulum; Golgi apparatus; endoplasmic reticulum-Golgi intermediate compartment. The transcript is spliced from 2 exons. NCBI's taxonomy places the organism in Eukaryota, Fungi, Basidiomycota, Exobasidiomycetes, Microstromatales. Bases 62 to 592 code for a protein of 176 amino acids. Gene Ontology annotation, biological process: UDP-N-acetylglucosamine biosynthetic process.